Molecule: messenger RNA, 2610 nt
Organism: Hemicordylus capensis (graceful crag lizard)
Lineage: Eukaryota; Metazoa; Chordata; Lepidosauria; Squamata; Cordylidae
Gene: CEP76
Product: centrosomal protein 76
Exons: 12
Coding region: 221-2209 (662 amino acids)
Source: RefSeq, a predicted model, not a curated record
ACCCGGCUGUAGGCGGAGCGUCGAUUGCUGGUUGGCUGGAGACUGAGCCAAUGGGCACCUCACAAAGACGGGGCAGGGAUUCUGGCGGGUGAGGGAGCGGGAGACGAGCGGGUUUGGUGUCCCUUGUGCCAAAUAUCUCGUGCCUUCUUCGGGGUCUUCUUUGGGAUUAACGGCCCGCUGAUUUCCCCGUCCUCUAAGGAACUGUAGUAGUUGCCUAACCAUGUCUCUCUCUCCCGAGAAAGCCUCCGAGCUGAAGCAGAUCAUUCACCAGCAGCUGACCAAGAUGGAUGUCCACAGCAGGAUUCGAGAAGUUCUUGCUGAGACUAUACGUGAAGAACUGGCACCUCGACACCAACAAUUGUCUGAAGAAGAUCUAAUAAAAGCUUUAAUUCGGAGAGGAAUCAUUGAUGAUGUCAUGAAAGAACUCAGCUUCGUAACUGACAUGAAUGAUGGAGAAAUGACUUCAACUCCAAAACCUUCUACGCAUUUUGUUGACAGACAACCAGCAGUGUUGAAAAAAACUAAUAUUGACCCAACACGAAGGUAUCUUUACCUUCAGGUUAUGGGUGGAAAAGCUUUUCUGGAACAUCUGCAGGAGCCUGAGCCUUUACCUGGUCAAAUUUGUUCUACCUUCACUCUCUGCUUACAUUUUCGGAACCAACGUUUCCGUUCUAAACCUGUCCCAUGUGCCUGUGAACCAGACUUCAGUGAUGGCUUUCUGCUUGAGGUAUACAAGGAUAGUUUGGGUGAGGGAAGUAAAAUGGUAGAUGCUACCACUAUGCUAUCAAUAUGUGAUCCAGUGCAAAUUGUUUUGAUCAAAACAGACACAUCGGGUGAAACCACAUUGGUAGCAUCCUAUUUCUUAGAGUGGCGGUCAGUUCUUAGUGCAGAGAACAGGAUCGUGAAUGUUGCCAUUGAACUUCUGGGUGUAGGUACAGAAUCAAAGGUUUCUGUUGGCGUACUUAACAUCAAACUUGAAAUGUACCCAAAGCUAAAUAAGACACUUUCUCAGGAAAUAGUUAAUACUCAACUUGCUUUAGAACGCCAAAAAACAGCAGAAAAAGAACGUUUGUUUCUUGUGUAUGCUAAGCAGUGGUGGAGAGAAUAUCUCCAGAUCAGGACUUCACAUAACACAAGACUGGUGAAAAUUUUUGCACAGGAUGAAAAUGGGAUAAACAGACCAGUAUGUUCUUAUGUCAGAGCACUUCGAGCAGGCCGACUUCUGGAUACUCCCAGGCAAGCUGCAAGAUUUAUCAGUGUGCUUGGUUAUGAAAAAACCCCUAUCAUCGGUGGAGGAAGUGGUAAACAAGAACAGUGGUGUACUCUUCUAGCUUUUCUGUGUAGAAACAAGGGUGACUGUGAAGAUCAUGCUAACCUUUUAUGCAGUCUUCUACUGGGAUUUGGGCUUGAAGCUUUUGUAUGUGUAGGAACAAAAGCUAAAGGAGUUCCUCAUACAUGGGUAAUGACUUGUGGAGUUGAUGGAGUAGUCACUUUUUGGGAGAGCUUGACAGGACAUAGGUACAUCCAUCAAGCUGUUAAGCCUGAUGAUCCUCCAGCUGUUGGGCAACCCAAGCCACAGUAUCCUUAUCGAACAAUAGGAUGUGUCUUCAAUCAUCAAAAGUUUCUGGCAAACUGCCAGCCUUCUGAUGCUGUAGAAGUCUCUGCUUUUGAUCUGCAUGACGAAUCCAAAUGGAAACCAAUGAGUGGAGAAGCAAUCAAAUCUGUAUGUUCUCCAGGGGCCACAACUUCGCUUCCACCUUUUCCUCCUCUUUGUGCUUCCUCAAUAGAUGCUGCAGCAACUAGCAAUGAACUAGAGUUACAACUGAGAAUAUUGGCGGUAGAGCACAGGAAGGACUUGGGUCUUGCAACCGUUUGGGACGAUCAACUGUCUUAUCUCUUGUCGCCAGCCUUGGCAGCCUAUGAACUUGAACGUACCACAGGCAUUUCUUCAGGAAAUGAAGAGUUUCAAGAUGCCAUCAGGAGAGCAGUACCUGAUGGUCACACAUUCAAAGGAUUUCCCAUCCAUUUUGUGUACAAAAAUGCAAGAAGAGCAUUUGCUACAUGUCUUCGGUCUCCUUUCUGUGACGAAAUACUGUGCUGUAGAGGAGACCAUGUACGGCUUGCAGUUCGUGUCAGAGUAUUUACAUAUCCUGAAUCUGCAUGUGCUGUUUGGAUUAUGUUUGCUUGCAAAUAUCGUUGCGUACUCUAAGAAAUCACUUGUACUAGUAGACUGAAAUCCUGCACAAAGUUAUGCAAAAUUAUUUUGACCCCAUUGAGGUCAAAGACUUAUGCAUAUGUAUCUGAUGACAGGUUUGCAUCUUUUAUCGUGUUCUGAAAGCAACUAUUGUUGAUUUCAGUGAAACAUAUUUUUGUGUGUGCUUAGGAUCACAAGCUUAGAUUAUGGAGGGACAAUAUUAAAAUACAAUUCUGGUAUACAGUGGUAUAACUUGUGUAAAGGCUACCACUAUAAUAAUGUUAAGAACACUGGCUGUGUUGUGUAUAGAAGAUCAUGGGGAAAAUGUAUAAAAUGUAAUUAAUGUAUUAUAAACAAUGUUUUUAAUUGUAAUAAAAACUGUUUAACAAUAGUAAGGACUAUUUCUAUUCUUAAGU